AUGAGUAACAAUAAACAGUAUUUCGAACUAGGCACUAGCGAAACACUCUCGAGUUCCUGUAAAAAUUUACAUGAGCAGAUCGACAUUCAUUGCGAUGGAGAGACCAUUGACUUAGGACAAGAGUCAUCUCUUGAGGGUAUUGCUAUUCUCAAUAUCCAUUCGAUCUAUGGCGGAAGCAACUUAUGGGGUAGAAGUAGGAAAGGAAAGAUUUCGCGCUUUAAUCACCUCGAAAGCGCAGCUCUUGGUCAUUACUGA
Cylicostephanus goldi is the source of this 255-nucleotide messenger RNA. Lineage: Eukaryota; Metazoa; Nematoda; Chromadorea; Rhabditida; Strongylidae. The record is from the annotation of a GenBank genome assembly.